Molecule: messenger RNA, 228 nt
Organism: Fomitopsis serialis
Lineage: Eukaryota; Fungi; Basidiomycota; Agaricomycetes; Polyporales; Fomitopsidaceae
Exons: 2
Coding region: 1-228 (75 amino acids)
Source: RefSeq, a predicted model, not a curated record
AUGCUACCCGCGACCCAUGAUAGCCAGGCGUUUGGCCUGACUGACGAGUUCUCUCAGAAGGACUGGGGGGGCGGUAUCGCGUCCUUUUGGAAGCUCAAGCAUGGUUGUGCCACACCUCUCGGCGACUCGGACGCUGCGCCCUGGGCCUCUAACCAGCUGAAGGACGCUAUCCGUCACUUCGACUUGCGCAUCUACUAUGACGCGCGACACGGCGAAUUCUACAGCUAG